Messenger RNA from Haliotis rubra (blacklip abalone), 795 nucleotides. RefSeq lists its product as uncharacterized. The record is from RefSeq and is a predicted model, not a curated record. The coding region runs from base 1 to 795 and encodes 264 amino acids. Lineage: Eukaryota; Metazoa; Mollusca; Gastropoda; Lepetellida; Haliotidae. The transcript is spliced from 4 exons. Gene Ontology annotation, molecular function: metalloendopeptidase activity; zinc ion binding.
AUGUCUCACUGUCCACCUGAAGACGUGUUUAUUUAUAUUGCUGCAGCUGUGUCGUCUUGUUCCGAGGUUCGGCAACUCAGUUCCACGUACACUGAUGGAGAGUACUGGCUGUAUCCACGACUACUGAAUGGUUCCCGAGUAAAGGUGUACUGCCAUGCUAUGAACAGUACACCUUCAGAGUACAUCUCAUUGAGUACACCCUACGUCAUUAACGAAACUCAAGUUAACAACUGCUCAUGGUGGCACUCGACAAGAUUCUAUUUGGGAUAUUAUGUCCUUACAAAGUUUGGUUUGGAUAUCGAGAAUCUGAGCAUUAACAAGUCGGAUACAACCUUCUUCAACAAGACGGACAGCAGCGGAGCUAUCAGUUCGGUGGUGGGAAAAGUGUUUGGAUGUUCGCAUUUGGUAAACUCUACCUGUGGGUCUGCAGGACGGGCUGUGCUAGAUCUCAGAGGAACAGGACUAAACCUCAGAGGAAUAGGACUUGUUCUCAAUAACACGGCAAAGACGCUCAACUAUUCCUUCAGGGACAUCUCUACUGCAACGUUGUCCCAAUACAAUCAGCUGGUUGAAUUUCGAUGUGCACUAUAUUGUGGAGUAUGUUUCGUUACUGUUCCCAUGUACCUCUCUGUGGCGGAGACAGAUGGUAAUUAUGCUGUGAAUGGACUGCAGGGUAUUGAUGCCUUUGGAAUUCAUCGUUUGCGACAAAAUUCCACCAGAAGACAGUGCAACAACCCCGAUUUGUGCCUGAACCUCGUGGAUGAUGGAAGCAACCUCCGGUUAUUUGAUCCCUGA